This is a messenger RNA of Penicillium diatomitis, 861 nucleotides long. RefSeq lists its product as uncharacterized. The transcript is spliced from 3 exons. The coding region runs from base 1 to 861 and encodes 286 amino acids. Lineage: Eukaryota; Fungi; Ascomycota; Eurotiomycetes; Eurotiales; Aspergillaceae. The record is from RefSeq and is a predicted model, not a curated record. Gene Ontology annotation, molecular function: protein binding; ATP binding; protein kinase activity. Gene Ontology annotation, biological process: protein phosphorylation.
AUGGCGUCCACAACUGACCUCGCCCAGGACGUCGGGAUUCGUGUAGGCAGCUUGACUCUUCAGCAUCCUGACACCCAACAAGUCGUCACCACUGUUGAGGUCUACAGCAACAUAGAGGUCUUCGUUGGAAGAGACGCUAAGAGGUGGCGAAGCCAAAUCCACGUGGCAAGCCCCUUCGUCUCGAGCAGACACGUCCGCAUCUACACGGUUGUGUACGAUGCUGGAGACCUCGAGAAUGUUCCGCCUCUGGUGUACGCAGAGGACCUGUCGACGAAUGGCACCUACUGGAACAGCCACGUCAUGAGAAAAGGAUAUGCCAGUUCACUCCUAUGUGACGGGGACACUUUGGAGAUAGCUGGCCAUAGUCAGAUUCAAUUCAAGUCUGCCUUCGCCUCAAAAGGGAGCCAGCUCACUCCCCUGCAGCAAGUGGAGAUGGAGAAGUUCGGAGAUCAAUAUGCCGUGACACCACGUCUCCUGGGCUCCGGUGCGUUUGGAAAGGUGUACAUGGCUCAUGAUGUCAAGACAGGUCGACAGUUCGCUUGCAAAGUUGUCGACCUAGAGGCCGUGGCAGCCCAAGCACGGGCGAAUUUGAAUGAGGAGGAACAGUCUAAGUUUUUCGCGAGAAAAUCUCGACUCUUCGCGAAGAUUAAACGCGCGACAAAAAAGACUGGCAAGUCAAAGUCGCCCGUAAUGCGACAGGUCGAGAUGCAGAGGCAAGAAGCCCUGCUACUUGCUGGCCUCUCCCAUGUAAGUCUCCCAUCUUACUAUGAGCCUAUGGCUGCGUGGAGCACUGUGCUAAAGGAUAUACAGCCAAAUAUCCUCCGUGUGGAGAGGGUAUUUCAAUCCAGCAAGACAAUGUGA